UGUUUUAUGUUUUAUGUUUUCCUCGUUGUGUAAUUAUUGUGCAAUUUUGUAUCUCAGGAAAGACAACUUCAAUUUUAUGAUCGACAUCUGUAUUUUAAGCUUAGUCGUUAACUGGUUUGUUAGUCUCCAUUAGAUUUGUAAUUUAGAUAGGUAGUAAAAUGGCUGAACAGCUUAGUGAAGGAGCAAUAAUGACAAUUCUCACUGGAGGAGAAGUUGUCGCUCCAGUUCUUCAGAUCUUGGGUCAUAGAAAACUGACUGGCGCUGGUCAUUCUGAUCGUUACCGGAUACUUAUCUCGGACGGCGUCUACCUCAACAGCUACGCAAUGCUGGCCACACAGCUCAACCACAUGGUGGAGAACAACGAGCUCGUGGAGUUCUCCAUUGUUAGACUCAACCGUCAUCUCACCAGCCUGAUUAGCAACCAGAAGAACCAAGGACAGAAGAGAGUGAUAGUGCUGCUGGACAUAACAGUUUUGAAGGAUGGCAAAGAGGUUGGUUUUAAGAUCGGCAAUCCUGUGCCGUGUGACGGCCCAAGAAACGAUCUGUUGAACGGUCGUUUGGAAGAACAGGAUCGGCCUACUCAACCGGUACCACCUCAAUACAGGCCUCCUGCUGCCAAUGGAAUUGGUGGUAACAGAUCUCAAUCUCAAGUGCCUGCAAGUCCUGUUAUCGGUGAUGGAGUUAAAACUCAUCCGAUCAUAGGUCUAACUCCUUACCAGAACAAGUGGGUGAUCAAGGCGAGAGUAACGUCCAAGUCAGCUGUGAGACAGUGGUCCAAUGCUCGCGGUGAAGGAAAACUAUUCAGCAUGGAUUUGGCAGACUCAUCGGGGGAAAUCAGAGCCACUGCGUUCAAAGACCAAUGUGACAGUUUCUACGAAAAAAUUCAGGUCGGGAAAGUCUACUUGAUUAGUAGAUGUCAGUUGAAACCAGCCAACAAGAAGUUCACGAACAUCAACAACGACUACGAGAUGACCUUCACCCACGACACCCAGGUGGUGGAAUGUGUUGACGAAGACAACAGUAUUCCCAAGGUCACGUUCAACUUUGUCCCACUCCAGAAGUUGGCUGAUACGCCAGUUGACACUAUUGUUGACAUUGUUGGAGUGUGCCAAUCAGCCAACGAUGUCCAAACUUUGUUCGCCAAAACUACAAACAGGGAGUUGAAGAAGCGAGAAAUAACUUUGGUCGAUCACACUUUUACUGCUGUGUCAGUCACACUGUGGGGUACACAAGCCGAGGAGUUUGACGCCUCAACCAACCGCGUGGUCGCCAUCAAGGGCGGACGGGUCAGCGAGUACUUGGGCAACAAGAGCAUUUCACUGAUCGGCUCGUCAAACAUGCAAGUCAACCCGGACAUUGACGAAAGCCAUAAAUUGCAGCACUGGUUCGAAAACUUCUGUCAAGACAAAGAGGCAACUUUCACCAACAUAUCAAGACGACAGGGUGGCGAUGGAGGUUCGUCAGGCAAGUGGAUGUUGUUUAAGGAGGCCAAGGAUGCUCAGUUGGGUGGAGGAGACAAGCCUGACUACCUGACUGUACUGGCCACAGUUUUACAUGUACGCGGACAAAACUGCAUGUACAAGGCGUGCCCUUCAGAGAACUGUCAGAAAAAGGUGAUUGACCAGAACAAUGGCUACUACCGCUGCGAGAAAUGCAACAAAGAGUUUGACACCUACAAAUGGAGAUUUUUGUUUUCGGCUCAGAUUGCUGACUGGACUGGGUCUCAAUGGGUCAAUGUUUUCCAAGACCAAGCCAUCGAACUGUUAGGAGUAACUCCUGAUGAAGUGGCACCCAAGUAUCAGGACGAGGGAAAUCUCAACGAAGUGUUGUCAACCGUAAUGUUCCGGGAGUAUCUGUUCCGCCUCCGAGCCAAGAUGGAGACAUAUAAUGACGAAACAAGGUUGAGAAUGUCUGUGGUUUCCGCUAAGAAGCCUGAUGUCACAGACCAUUGCAGAAGACUGAUCAAGGAUAUUAAGGAAAUGGCUGGAAUCAAGACUAGCUCUGAUAACGCAUAAAAACUUAACCUCUCUCUUGUAUAAAAUAUCCUUUAUGUUAUAAUCUAAGAUGUUAUUGAUAAGAAACAAUGUAUUAUGUAAGAAAGUUGCUCGACAGCUAAAUCUGUUGUGGUUUGAAUCACAAGUUAAGCACCAAGUGCAACAUUUUAUGAAAUUUUUGGUUACACUUCAAAAGUUGUUGAUUUAAUAGUUAAAAACAGUGAGGACACCAUGAGCAUUACUUUAAUUUCAAGCAAAAUGGGGUUUUGCAUGACGUUUUUUUCUGUUUUCCUUGCAUUUAUUUACUUAUUAUUCUACAAAAAUGUAUAUUUUCUAAUAGUCAGGAUAGUUUUGACCUUGCAAUUUCACAAAUGCAAGCAAAUUUAUUUUCUUGAAGGUACAAAGCCCUGUAUAAUACAAAGUGUUCUGCUUAAAAGUAGAUUGUUGAGUGAUUUAAGUUUUCCGGCAUUGAUUGUUUGUGAAUUUCUAACUCAUUCAGAGAUGUUAAUUAUUUCCAUUAUUUUAUUUAAAAUAGUUCUGUAUUAUUUGUUCUACAGUUAUACGUUAUAUUAGGAUUUAAACUUAUGUGAGGUUUUCAUUAAAUUAUUGUAUUAUAAA
Molecule: messenger RNA, 2612 nt
Organism: Macrosteles quadrilineatus (aster leafhopper)
Lineage: Eukaryota; Metazoa; Arthropoda; Insecta; Hemiptera; Cicadellidae
Product: replication protein A 70 kDa DNA-binding subunit-like
Exons: 12
Coding region: 159-2015 (618 amino acids)
Biological process (GO): DNA repair; DNA recombination; DNA replication
Cellular component (GO): nucleus
Molecular function (GO): DNA binding
Source: RefSeq, a predicted model, not a curated record